UUUAUCCUUGUUAUAUCAAGUUAAUUAAGGUUUUUGAUGUUCUGAUCGUUGUUGUUCGUGCAUGGCAUUGGGUGUAACUUAGCAUUAUUUAGCACACCAGAACUGAAAAUGGUAACGUGAAUGAUAAAGUAGUCUCUUCUCUCUCUAUCUAUCCUGUUUGGCAUUCCUACCCAAAUCACUUUUCUAUUUUCCAUUCAUUCAUACAUAUCCGCGUCAACAUGUCAUUCAUUUUUUGUUCCUUAUUGUCAGAACCAAAAUCAUUUCUCUGACCCUCAAUCCAAUCACAACAACCUUAUCCAAUUGCCUCGUUUCUGCCAAUACAACACAACCAACUCCUUUUAUUUAUUUCUACCCAUUUUUCUUUUUCCUUACAUUAUUUCAUCGGAAAAAACAAAAGAUACGAUCUUAUGAUGAGGGGAAGAACAAGACAUGAAGAAGAUGAGCAAUCUCGAGCUUUGUACCAGCUCUCCGCGCUCGUUCUCAACCUCCUUCGCUCGCCUCUGUCGUCGUUGACGUUCUCUGACGAGGUUCCGCCGUUGGCGGCGUCACGGCGUCCCGGGCUGGGUCAGAUAUCGCCGGCGGGAUUCGCCUCCUUGCUGUUGGGAAUAUCGCUGGCGUUGAUGCUUUGUGGAUCGGUGACGUUCUUCAUCGGGUUCGUGUUGAUGCCGUGGGUUCUGGGAUUGGUCAUGCUCUUCUACGUCGCCGGAAUCCUCUCCAGCCUCUCCGUCUUCGGCCGCUCCAUUCUCUGCUACGCCACCGCUCCACCCUCGCCACGUAAGGACAUUCCCGGCCAGAGCUGGUCGGUCUCUGCUUCAUCAGCCUAGCUAAUUAGCAUGGAAGCUUAUGUGAAGUGACCAGAUGGAAGAAUGAAAAUGAGGAGUACGAUGGUGUGGGGUUUUGUGCUGUCUAUUGGUGCAGGAAUCGUGGUUAACUGAGUUUUAUUAAGCUACUGAAGUGAACUAUGUGGAUAUGGCUUCUAUGUGCAUCAGAAAUAGCCAAGUAAAAUUCUGAAGAACUACUUACUACCUUGGUAUUCGGGGGUUGUUCCCAGCUUCUUCCUUCUGUUAUCAAUUAUUUUAUUUAACUUUAUUCGCACCUUGCUAAAUUCUUAAGCUUAGGCUGGUGAAUUUCCUUUUGUUCAGUUAUAGAAAGAGAAGGAAAAUAUGAUUUGACUCCUGAGAAACAGGGGUUGUACCGGAUCAAGAAAAAUGUUUUGAAAUCGGAUGGUUGUUGUGUCUAAUUGUCUAUAGCAGCUGAUAUUAUUUAUUAACAUACCAUUUCUGCUGUUGAGGGUAGUUGAUGAAUGAUGAGGAUUCUUAUUGUAGCCCUUAUGUUAUGGAUUAAUGCCUUGCUCUCUA
Molecule: messenger RNA, 1358 nt
Organism: Glycine soja
Lineage: Eukaryota; Viridiplantae; Streptophyta; Magnoliopsida; Fabales; Fabaceae
Exons: 3
Coding region: 408-824 (138 amino acids)
Source: RefSeq, a predicted model, not a curated record